UCUCCACCGCUUACGAUAUUUGGAUAUCUGGUAAGCCACUCUAGUUAUAUUAGGUUUUGGGCCCCACCGGAAGAAAAGAAAGGUUUAUACCAUGGAUUUCUCUACAAAAAUAGGUAUCGGGAAACUUGUGGGUAGGGAAAACUGGUCUAUAUGGAAAUAUCAAAUUUCUAUUAUGCUAGAAGGUACGGUAGGUGCCUUAGAUGCAGUAGAAGGAAAACUCCAAAAACCAGUUCUAACUGCAGAAGCAGAUGAUGCUGCAAAAAGCGACUAUAACGAUGCUAUGGCUUUGUAUAGGAGGACUCAGAGCGGCGCUCUGCUAAUGCUCACUACAAACAUAAACGAAGAUACAUUAAAAAAGAUUAUGCAUUAUAGAACUGCACACGAAGUUUGGCAAGAGCUACAUAGACUCUUUGAUGGACAAACUGAGGACAGGGCAUACAAUUUGUGUCUCAAGUUUUUUGGAUUUAGUCGCAGUAAGGAGGAUGAUAUACCUACUCUAAUUGCAAAAUUAAAAAACAUGGAAUGACUUAAAAGUCGAAAAUUUAAAAAUUGACACAACUGCCAUACUCCCUGAAUUGUUCCUGAUUUGUAAAGUUUUAAAUACGCUCGAUGAACGGUAUUUUAACUUUAAGUCAAGUUGGCUAAUGCUGAAACAGUCUGCAAAGACAAUAGAAAGUUUGACGAGUAA
Molecule: messenger RNA, 688 nt
Organism: Achroia grisella
Lineage: Eukaryota; Metazoa; Arthropoda; Insecta; Lepidoptera; Pyralidae
Exons: 1
Coding region: 92-526 (144 amino acids)
Source: RefSeq, a predicted model, not a curated record